This is a messenger RNA of Morone saxatilis (striped sea-bass), 951 nucleotides long. RefSeq names its product epigen-like. The record is from RefSeq and is a predicted model, not a curated record. Lineage: Eukaryota; Metazoa; Chordata; Actinopteri; Moronidae. Gene Ontology annotation, biological process: epidermal growth factor receptor signaling pathway; positive regulation of cell population proliferation; positive regulation of mitotic nuclear division. Bases 82 to 576 code for a protein of 164 amino acids. The transcript is spliced from 5 exons.
GCUGUCACUGAUCACACUUCAGAGGCAGAAGAAGCUGAGCUGAAAACAUCACAAACCCCCCCCCCUCCGACAGAAGACAAGAUGUUUACACAAAGACAGACACACCUGGAAAUGGUCUUCCUUUCAGCAGUGGCAUCGCUGCUUCUCCUGACCCCAGCAGGACAAAGUGCAAUGCUGACUGACAACCUGCAGACCACAGCGGCUCCUGCGCUGUCCAACUCCACCCUGACCACACAGCUCAACAACAGCAGGAUGGAGGAGCUGCUGAUUAUGCACUCACGCAGACCAUGUGGGAGCGCAGAUGAAAACUUCUGUGUAAACGGCGGAGAGUGCGUUUACCCGCAAGACGAUGACAAACCUUCUUGCAUCUGCCCGCCCUCAUACAUCGGCCAGCGCUGCAUGUUCUUCAGUGAACACACUCGCUCUCUGCCUGAGUUAGAGCAGCUGAUUGCCAUCAGUUUUGGGAUAGUCAUGCUUAUCGCUGUCCUGGCCAUCAUCAUCUACUGCAUUGCCUAUAAGAAGUGUAUAAAGUCAGCACCACUAAUCAAAUCUGCACCGUCUAAGUCGCCAGUGUGACCCCUACAACUGACUGUUCAUCAUCACCAUCACCACCAUCACCAUCACCAUCUUUAUCACCAUCACCAUCUUCAUCAUGUGUCACUGCCAUUUUCAGUAUUAUUAUAGAAUAUAGAUUGAGUAGUAUCUCAAUAACCAUAACAUUUUCAUCAAACUGUAUAAUUCACAGGAUUGGCACUGAUUUACUAAACAGUUAAGAGACUAGAAGAAAGAUUACACUGUUUCAGAGCCUGUUAUUUGAAAUAGGGUCAAAUAUUUAUCACUUCGAUGUUGUCUAAACAAUGAGACAGAACAAAUAUGAUUAUUUAUUGUACUGUAGCAAUUAACUUAUUUUACAUGUUCAUUUUAUUUAACAUUUUGUAAUAAAUGUAUGAA